This is a messenger RNA of Cercocebus atys (sooty mangabey), 3257 nucleotides long. It is a transcript of the gene SLC17A5, whose product is annotated as solute carrier family 17 (acidic sugar transporter), member 5. Gene Ontology annotation, molecular function: transmembrane transporter activity. The record is from RefSeq and is a predicted model, not a curated record. Gene Ontology annotation, biological process: monoatomic anion transport; transmembrane transport. Bases 124 to 1560 code for a protein of 478 amino acids. The transcript has 10 exons. Lineage: Eukaryota; Metazoa; Chordata; Mammalia; Primates; Cercopithecidae.
ACAGGGCGGUGCCAACGUCCCCGCCCCGCCCGGUCCGGCCAGCUUGGCCCGGGGGCUUCGGGCUGUCGGGCCGCGGCGCCCUUCUCUGCCAGGUGGCGAGGACACCUGCUCCACGUAGGCGUCAUGAGGUCCCCAGUUCGAGACCUGGCCCGGAACGAUGGCGAGGAGAGUACGGAUCGCACGCCUCUUCUGCCCGGCACCCCACGGGCCGAAGCCGCUCCAGUGUGCUGCUCUGCUCGUUACAACUUAGCAAUUUUGGCCUUUUUUGGUUUCUUCAUUGUGUAUGCAUUACGUGUGAAUCUGAGUGUUGCAUUAGUGGAUAUGGUAGAUUCAAAUACAACUUUAGAAGAUAAUAGAACUUCCAAGGCGUGUCCAGAGCAUUCUGCUCCCAUAAAAGUUCAUCAUAAUCAAACGGGUAAGAAGUACCAAUGGGAUGCAGAAACUCAAGGAUGGAUUCUCGGUUCCUUUUUUUAUGGCUAUAUCAUCACACAGAUUCCUGGAGGAUAUGUUGCCAGCAAAAUAGGGGGGAAACUGCUGCUAGGAUUUGGGAUCCUUGGCACUGCUGUCCUCACCCUGUUCACUCCUAUUGCUGCAGAUUUAGGAGUUGGACCACUCAUUGUACUCAGAGCACUAGAAGGACUAGGAGAGGGUGUUACAUUUCCAGCCAUGCAUGCCAUGUGGUCUUCUUGGGCUCCCCCUCUUGAAAGAAGCAAGCUUCUUAGCAUUUCAUAUGCAGGAGCACAGCUUGGGACAGUAAUUUCUCUUCCUCUUUCUGGAAUAAUUUGCUACUACAUGAAUUGGACUUAUGUCUUCUACUUUUUUGGUACUAUUGGAAUAUUUUGGUUUCUUUUGUGGAUCUGGUUAGUUAGUGACACACCACAAAAACACAAGAGAAUUACCCAUUGUGAAAAGGAAUACAUUCUUUCAUCAUUAAGAAAUCAGGUAUGGACUUUGACACAUUUUAAAAAUAAUGUCAGAACCUUUUUUUCUUCAGAAUUAAGAUACCAAUUUUUAAAAAUAGAUAUUCCUAUUGUGCAUGCUCUAGACAAAGUAAAUGGGUUUUUAUCUUCAUUGCCUUAUUUAGGCUCUUGGUUAUGUAUGAUCCUGUCUGGUCAAGCUGCUGACAACUUAAGGGCAAAAUGGAAUUUUUCAACUUUAUGUGUUCGCAGAAUUUUUAGCCUUAUAGGAAUGAUUGGACCUGCAGUAUUCCUGGUAGCUGCUGGCUUCAUUGGCUGUGAUUAUUCUUUGGCCGUUGCUUUCCUAACUAUAUCAACAACACUGGGAGGCUUUUGCUCUUCUGGAUUUAGCAUUAACCAUCUGGAUAUUGCUCCUUCGUAUGCUGGUAUCCUCCUGGGCAUCACAAAUACAUUUGCCACUAUUCCAGGAAUGAUUGGGCCCGUCAUUGCUAAAAGUCUGACCCCUGAUAACACUGUUGGAGAAUGGCAAACCGUGUUCUAUAUUGCUGCUGCUAUUAACGUUUUUGGUGCCAUUUUCUUUACACUAUUCGCCAAAGGUGAAGUACAAAACUGGGCCCUCGAUCACCAUGGACACAGACACUGAAGGAACCAAUAAAUAAUCCUGCCUCUAUUAAUGUAUUUUUAUUUAUCAUGUAACCUCAAAGUGCCUUCGGUAUUGUGUAAGCAUUCUAUGUCUUUUUAAUUGUACUUGUAUUAGAUUUUUAAGGCCUGUAAUCAUGAAGUAUCACUAGUUGCCAGAUUAAUAAAAUGAACCGUGUUUAAUUGUGAAUAAUAUCUAUGCUAGGACUUCUACUUUAGGUUCACAUACCUGCCUGCAAGUCGGGCAACAUGAAGUAGGAGAGUUCCGUUGAUUUUUUAGGGCCAUACUUAAGGGAAUGAGCUGAAACAGAGCUCUGAAUACCUUUGCUUAAUUAAACUAGAUGAUAAUUCUCAGGUAUUGAUAAACACCUGUUGUUCACUUUCCUCAUAAAAAUUGUCAGGUCUCUCUGACACUUAGAUCUCAAACUUUAGCAUCUCCGUGGAGCUGCCAUCCACUGUAUAAUUUGGCCUGGCAACGAGACUGAGGGGAGUGUACCCAGGCAGCUGCCAGGCACUCCCUCCCUGGCUUCAGGGUCAGAGUGCUCAGCAUUUAUCAGAGGCAGCAUCCAAGCCCAGAGCCAGUGUCGACUCUUCGGCUGGUGCCUUUCCUCUGAGGGGCUAUUAAUGUGUAGAUAAAGCCCUGAGUAGGCAGGAGCAGUGAGAUCCACUGCUGUGGUCUUGAUACAUCCUCAGACUUUCCCUUCCCAGCACAGAGGAAUAUCGGCUGGCAUGCAACCUGCAAAAGAAAAGUGCGAAGCGGCCGGGCAUGGUGGCUCACGCCUGUAAUCCCAAUACUUUGGGAAGCCGAGGUGGUCGAAUCACAAGAUCAGGAGUUCAAGACCAGCCUGGCCAGCAUGGUGAAACCCCGUCUCUACUAAAAAUACAAACAAUUAGCUGGGCGUGGUUGUGGGCGCCUGUAAUCCCAGAUACUCAGGAGGCUGAGGUAGGAGAAUCACUUGAACCCAGGAGGUGGAGGUUGCAGUGAGCCAAGGUCGCACCACUGCACUCCAGCCUGGGCGAUGGAACAAGACUCCAUCUCAAAAAAAAAAAUAAAAAAGAAAAGUGCGAUGCCCAGUCCAUCACAAAUAAGAUCAUCCUAGUUUAAAUCUACUCUCACAUGGACCACAGUAUACAUUUCUAAGUGCUGUGUUUUGUUUGUUUGUAUUUUGUAGAGAUGGGGUCUUGUUUUGUUGCCCAGGCUGGUUUUGAACUCCUGGCUUCAAGCGAUCCUCCUGCCUCGGCCUCACAAAGUGUUGAGACUACAGGCAUGAGCCACUGUGCCCAGCCUGUUCUGUGUUUUUUAAGCUGCAGGAGAAUUUUUUUAAAAACUAAUUCUCACUGUUUGUUCAGUCUGUCUUCAUCGAAGUUUGUGGUUGCAGUUUAAAGUUAAAGUGACUUUUAAAGGCCACAUCACCUGAGACUAGGGUAAUCAUCUUUACUUCAGGUUCCUGAAAUCAUAUUUUUCCAGUGGACCAUCCUCCAGUGGUUGUGGUUGUUGAGCAUGCUUUCAGAGCACCUAUGUGGCUUAAAACUUCGCUUAUGUUUUCUGUUCAACACUACCUGUAAUAUUUUAAAACUGAUUAAUGUGAUGUGAAUACAUUUAUGUAAAUUUAUGUUUAAAUUUGUAAAUAGCUUUAAAUUGCUAUGGCAAUGUUUCCUUUAUAAAUCAUCAAAAUAAACCUUUGUGAAUUGAUUUUUGGA